This is a messenger RNA of Mauremys mutica (yellowpond turtle), 4595 nucleotides long. Its product is annotated as ubiquitin carboxyl-terminal hydrolase 47-like. The record is from RefSeq and is a predicted model, not a curated record. NCBI's taxonomy places the organism in Eukaryota, Metazoa, Chordata, Testudines, Geoemydidae. Gene Ontology annotation, cellular component: cytosol; nucleus. The coding region runs from base 1285 to 3771 and encodes 828 amino acids. The transcript is spliced from 25 exons. Gene Ontology annotation, biological process: protein deubiquitination. Gene Ontology annotation, molecular function: cysteine-type endopeptidase activity; cysteine-type deubiquitinase activity.
CGGAAGAAGGGUGUUUGGGUUUUUCUGAUUAGACAGUUGGCAACCCUUCAAAACGCCCCCUUCACAAUUAACACCCCUCCCAAGCUCCCGUCAGCCAAUUGACACCCCCCCAGUUUUCCCUUCUCCAUCUGAUCCCUCCUGCCAAGCUCCUCCCUCCCCUUAUCCUUGGCCUCAUCCUGAAUUCCUCCCUCUCUAGCCCCUGAGGGGCCCCCUGAGCUCAACCCAUCCACCCUGCUCCCUGGGGGUCAGUUAUGUCAGUUUAACUGUCACCUCAGGGACAUUCUGAGCUCCCCUCCCCCAAAGGGGCCACCUGCACCCUCGUUCAUCAGGGGCUGGAACAGCCAAUCAGGGGCUGGCCUGGGUGCCGGGGGGCUAUGAAGGGCUCCCCAGGACUCAGGGUUUGCAGACGCCUGGCAGGGCUGUGCCUGUGCUAAGAGCCUUGGCUGCAGGGUCCCAGGCAGUGGCAGGGGGAGGCUGCCCCAGGCAGAUGCUGUGGGCUCAGGGGCAAUGGAAGUCUGCAGUUCCCAGAACGAGCUUCAUGGAGAAGGCAGGAGCUGGGGUCUCUGGGGAUGGAAGUUGGGAGUCCAGGAGCAGAGCUGGGCCCUCGUUGGGACCGGAGCCCCCAUGUCAGUCACAGCUGUGCACCCCUCCCUUCCUGUGUUGUCUUUCCGUUGAUUUCAAUGGGCUUUGGGUCAGGCCCUCAGCCAUUCUAUGAGGUGCCUAAUUCCAUGUUCCUGAUAAUACAGUGGCAACCUUCUUUGUUCAUCACUCUCUCAACAGCCUCAUAGUGGUUCAGUCCAACUGAUUAAUUUUGCACGAACCACACACUGAUCACUGUGGUUUACUGUGAGGAAAAUGUUGUUUACUCCACCCCCAGCUUCAUCAGUGCAAAAGGCACUCGGAGACCACAGAACAGGCUAUAAAUAAGGAGGUUCCAACAGGCAGGGGAAGUGGUGUACAUACCCUAUGCAGUGUGGGGCUGGUAAGACAGCCUGUUUCCCACCAGAGGGCCGAAAGUAUUUCUCAUACAUCUAAACUGUAACCAUGAGCACUGAUUUCAGCAGAGGAAGAGUCUGCAUGGACUCCAGCUGAAGAUUCCUACAAGCAAGUGGAGGGAAGAUGAUGUUUUAGACCCAGCAGACUGUAUAGAUUUGGUGAUCAAAGACUCUAACUGAGACUUAAGUGAACAAAACCUAAGCUGUUGGGAACUUUCAGUUUCUUCUCACUGUAUUUCUGUGGGGACUGAACUGUUCAGCUUUUCAUUUGUUUUAUUUUUUUAUCUUUAUGUAUAACUGUGAAGGUAAACCUGCUUGGCCAUUUGCUGAGUCUAUGGGGAACUUUGACACUGGUGAUACAUCCAACCAAGGCGCCUCACCUGCACAUGAAAAUGAGAUGUCUUGGGAGAUGGAGAAUGCUGCCAUGCAAGAGGGUGGAUCACCGGCUUCCAGCAGGAGUGCAUCCCCAGUGCAGUUACCGUCUGACCCAAGAAAAGGCACUUACGUGGGGCUGCGUAACCAGGGUUCCACCUGCUACUUAAACAGCCUGCUGCAGUGUCUCUUCUUCACGCGAGAGCUCAGAGAGGCCAUCCUCAGCUGCAAUAAUUGUGACUCCGGUAUCGUGUGUCAGCUGAAAAAACUGUUUCAAAAACUUUUGAAGCAUGAUAAAUCAGCACCUUCCACCAAAGGGAUUACGAAAUGCCUUGGGGUGAGAAAUGUGCACCAGCAGCAGGAUGUCGUGACAUAUUUCCGGAUUCUGAUGAAUAAAAUCAUUGAGGAGACAGAAGAUAUUCAGCCGCUAUACCAGGUGAAAAUGGUCCAUUCCAUCACUUGCCAUGGAUGCAGACAGCAAGCUAGAAUCCAGCAGAAUCCUGUCCUGAGUCUUGCUCUCUCUCUUGACCAGUACACUUCUAAUUGCGAAGUUUAUUCUGUGCAUAAUGCUUUGGAUGCUGUACAGAAAGUAAAUGAAUUUACUGGUGAUGAGAAGUUCUACUGUGAAACAUGUAGAAGCAAACAAAAAGCCACAUCGCGCUACUACUUUGAAACUCUACCCCAGAUUCUUGUUCUCAAUUUGAAGAGAUAUCAGUUUGAUGGUAAUCAGUUUAGGAAGCUCCAUUAUGAGGUGUCUGUGCCUUUUUCACUGACUCUGAAUUCGGAAGAGCAGCCUAACGCACAGUAUGAACUCUUUGCAGUAUGUCACCAUAAAGGAGAAAUUCACGGUGGCCAUUAUGUGGCUGAUAUAAAGUCAUUUGAAAACGAGUGCUGGUACUCCUUCGACGACACCAUGGUAUGGAAGGUGCAAGAAGACCAGAAUACAAUGGAUAAAAACAGUUCCACUGCAUAUCUGUUAAUGUACCGCAUGGGGAAUUGUGAUGCUAAGCCAAGAAAGGAGCCUCACGGACCCUGUGACACUGGGGGCUUGUCCGGGAACCUCCUAGCCACUGUUACUAGUGGCUGCCAGCAUGGAGGAGACCCUAAAGUGGCUGGUGACCACUGUGAAAGAAAUGCAGCAGUCCCAACAGAUGGAACGACCAGCCCUGAUGACCUGGCAGGCGGACCAACAGAGGGCACUCCAGGAAUUUAUCAGGGAACAGUCGGUGACCCAACAACAAAUCCUCCAAAGAGUGGGACGUAUAUGGGGCUGCGUAACCAAAGCUGCACCUGCUGCUUAAACAGCCUGCUGCAUUGUCUCUUCUUCACGCGAGAGCUCAGCGAGGCCAUCCUCAGCUGCAAUAAUGUUGGUGAUUCCAUCAUUGUGUGCCAUCUGCAACAGCUGUUUAAAGAGCUGACGACUGGUGGUUCAUCACCUACCACUGAGAAGAUUACAAGAGCCCUUGGGAUGGGCAAUGUGCUAGAUGUGAAGGAAUGUUUCCAGCUUCUGAUGGAUAAAAUCAUUGAGGAAAAAGAAGAGAUUCGACAGCUAUACCAGUUGAAAAUGGUCUAUCUCAUCACUUGCCAUGGAUGUGGCCAUCAGAAGACGCUGAAGGAACCCGACCUGAGUAUUAGUCUCCCAGUUCUGAAACAAAAUUAUAAUUGGGCAGGUAAUUCUGUGGAUCGUGUUUUGGAUGAUAUGCAGAAAGAACAUCCCUAUACUGGGGAUGGCCAACACUAUUGUGAAUGCUGUGAAAACCAAAGAAGCACACUGCGAUACUGUUUUGAAACUCUACCCCAGAUUCUGGUCAUCCAUUUGAAGAGAGAUCAUCACAUUAAUGCUGGGGUGUCUGUGCCCCUCUCACUGACGUUAAAAACAGAUGAUCUGCUUGGGACAGACUAUGAGCUCUUUGGAAUGUGUCACCAUAUUGGAGCAAUUCAUGGUGAUCAUUACACGGCUGAAGUAAAGUCAUUGGAAGAUAAUCACUGGUACCACUUCAAUGAUAGAGAAGUGUCUGAGGUCUCAGAAGAACAGAUCUCUUCAAAAGUCCAGAACAGUGACACCGUAUCUCUGUUAAUGUACCGCAAGGUGAAUUCCGAUGCUAAGCCAGUUAAAAAGUCGGUCAGAGCAGAUGAUGAACUCUGCUUCCCCAGGAGUGCUACAGAAUCCAGGGAAAUCUCUGAUGUAAAUCAACCAGAUUUUCCUGGUGCAAAUCAACAGGACCCUUUCAAUGAGUCAGGCUUCCCUGGUAACAGUGUGUGCUGCAUCAAUGAGGAAGCUGAUACUCAGCAGAAACCAGACAGCAAAAAAGAAAAAAAGCUCAACCCUCUUCAAUUGAUCAACAUCCGUCUUGAAUUGUGGACACCAGAACUGGACACAGUAUCCCACCAGUGCCAGAUAUAGAGUGAAAUACCCCCUCUACUCUGACUCGAGAGUUCUUUUGUUGGUACUGAAGACCACUUACUCCUCCCAGGCCCCUGGAAAGCUGUAACCAUAUUAAAUAUACUUUUUAAAGCAGAAUUACUACCUGUGUGAUAUGUUCUCUGGAAAACAGGGUUUGAUAAUGGAGUAUGUGGAUAACGUGAACAUCUUGUCAAAACAAGUUUCCAGAAAAGAUAUUUCACUCAAGAUCUCUGUAGUCUUUCUGCCAGGUGUUGUUGGAAGCAAAAAAGAGGGCUGGGUUCAAAUAUCUGGUGUUUCCUCUUAAGAUUAGCAAACACCACUGGCUUGAGGCCCCCCACUCAGAAAUCUGGGGUGGAAACUGAAUACCUUAACAGCUGAUAUUCGCCCCAAGCACUGAGUCUGUGUAUAAAACAAGGAAAGAUUUAUUAAGGAAAAAGAACAUAGCAACAAUAAACCAACAAUAUAUUCAUACAAAUAAUGAGUAGAACACCCACUCCCAUAGUAUUCUGGGCAGUAGUCUUCCACAUAGUUCCCUCCCUGCCCACUUGAACCUCUGAUGAAUAAAUAUCUCUUAAAUACAUCACUUUCCCCCUUUGUUCCUCUGCUACAGCCCAUUCCAGGUUUGUUGUCAGUGGUUGUGACACUCAGCCAGAAAGGGUCAAGUGACUAGCAGGCUAAAUGACCCAAAUUCAACCUUUAAAGACAUCUUAGAAAAAUAUAUGUAAGCAGUCAGGGUGAGCUCUACCCUGACAUCUGGUGGUGAAUGGUGGUCAGUGUGGAAAAGAACUUCAGGGGCUGGUGUUGUUUGCAUAGGCACACCCACC